UGCUGAUCCUGACCCACAGGGCUGUGUGCAUUGUUCAUGGCCUUGACCCUCACCUCGAGCAGCCCUAGCUGGACUCCCCCAGGCUUAGCCCCGUUUGGCAUCUCACUGAUUCAAGAAAUAGGUGCAUAAAAUAUACCCAAACCCACCUCGACUUCCAUCAGGUCUUCCUUCAACCCCACAGCCGUCCCUGUGGCCGUGCUUUGGCAGAGAAUCCCAAGCUUUGGAUUUAAAACGAGUUGACUGCUUCUUUUUAAUAAAAAUAUUCCUCCCCUCUUUAAAUAGAACAUGUCACAGAGCCAGUGGGGCUGUUUGUGAAGACGAGGCAGCUCAGAGAGGAGAAAGAGGGAAAAAAAAGUAAAAACACCCAUCUCCCCAAACCCCUUCUGCCUAAUCCAACUGAAUUAGAGGAUUUUGAAGUGGAUUUAAAACUAAAUCUUGAUUAGGGAGAAUUUCUCUCCAAGAGCUGCUGCACAGUAGUAUUAAUGGGAAGCGAUCGUGGACAGAGGAAAUAGGACAGAAAUAACCGAGGGUAGCACAGACGCGCUCACGUCUGUGCACAAACUGAGAGAACCGGAGAAUUUCUCGUGAGGAAAAGGAAGAAAUUAAAGCAUCGACAUCACAGGACUCAGUGCCACGGGGCUGGAGGAGCGGGGAGCAGCCAGACCUGCCGAUCUGCCUUCAUUCGACACGGGGCUCGCAGGUGGGAAGCCAGCGGUGUGUGGAAGCUGGGAGGACAGGCAGCCCGUGCCCCCAUGCUCUCAGGACACAUGCCUGGAGGUGCCCAUGGGAUCCUGUCUCUGCUGACCGUGGUGUUUGUCCUCCCAGAGGUGUCUGGGCUCCGGUGCUACGGCUGCAACAUCAUUGUUGGCACCAAGUACGUGGACACGGGGUGCUCGAACCCAGAGGUGAUCACCUGCUCACACUCCCAUCAGGGCUUCAAACACCGGUUCUGCAUUAAGACUGAAAGUGUGGUCCUGGGCAUCCUGCUGACCAGCGGCUGUGCCACCUCCCGUCACUGCCAGCAGCAGGAGCUGCCGGGGGUCCGCAUCCACUGCUGUGACACCGAUCUCUGCAAUGGCUCUCCCCAGCCUCCCCCCAGCCUUGCUGAUGGCUGCCUCCUGCUGCCCAGCCUCCUGGCAGCCCUGCUGCUCUCCUGAGCUCCCCGAGGUUUGGGAGUGAUGAUGUGUGGCCCUGGGAGAGGAUGGGAGAGGGGAUGAACCCGUCCCUGCUUGCCCCUCUCCUCAAUAAAAGCCACCGAAUGCUUUGCUCUGGAGAGACCUCAGUGAUGUCCACAGGGGCGGGUGGUUGGGGCUGUGUUCAGCUCUGGGGCCCAACAUGGAGCUGUUGGGUCCAGAGCAGACAACGAGAGUGCUCGAAGGGCUGCAGGACCUCAGAAGCUGACAUUUGGGACAGGCUGCUGGGAAGCUGUGGGUGCCCCAACCCUGGAAGUGCUCAAGGCCAGGCUGGAAGGCUUGGAGCCAAAAGGUCCCUGAGGCCUCUUCCAAUCCAACUCCACCUCCCCAGCUGUAGGCCCCGCUCUGCCACCAGGGGGCGCCCGCAGCCCAGCAGCCGCCAGCGCGGCGCAGCCUCGGGGCUGCGAUCUACGCAAGGCCGGGGAUGCGGCCGGGGGGGCGCGGGAUGGAGCGAAGACCGACGAGAAAGGGACAGCGGGGGCUGGGAGCGGGGUGUUUGGUGAAACGAAAGCUUUUCAGCUGCUAUCCCAGCCGAACGGCCCUAACGGGAGCUGUGACGAAGAGCUCCUCGCAUAUGGAGCAGAACUGAAGUGGCUCUUUCAAGGUCGCUGCGGGGGUUUGCGGUCGAGGCAGGAAUUAAACGCGAGUGUCUCAAGAUGCAGCCUUGUGCUUUUAUCACCAGGGAAACAACAUAAAGCUCGCUGCUGAGGACUCGAUGAAGUAUUUUUAUUCUAAACUUUUUUUUUUUCCUUUAGAUAGAAAAAAAAUAUAUAUUUCAAAAGAUCUUUUCCUUGCAAAACAUCAGCUUCUGAUGACAUUUUGCAGAAAACAAGUCUAAACUCUACUAAAAUUGUAGUCUGAGGCACCUUUUGAGUAGAAUCACCUUGGGGCUGGAACAAGACGUUUUUAGAUUCUGAAGAUUAAAAAAAAAAAGUGGAAUCGGAAAACAAAUCCUGAGCAAAACAACCAGAACAGCAACAAGAACCAAUUUCCCUUCUUUCCCCCUUAAAAAUAUUCCUUCCGAUUUUGGUGGGGAGCACAGAACCCAUCCUUGGCACCCGGAGUUAUUCUCGCUAUCGGUUUGUUAUCUGCCUGGGUGAACGCUGCGCUGGGCUCUCGCAGCAAAACCCGGCUGUUUUCCAGUGGCACUGAUACUCCUUCCCAUCUGAGGAGGAGGGGACAGGGCUGGCGGCUGGGGGUCCUGCUGCCGCCGUCCCCUCUGUGUGUCCCCUGCCGCCCAGCUGCUUCCAGAUGCGCUGCUUUGGCCCCGCUCUGCCCCCCUUGCCUGGUUUGAGUCAUCCAUCUUGCUCCGUGUAAGAGGCCUGUUGCAAUUAAGUAGGCUGAAGUGCUCCUGAACUCUUUAACCUUUGCCCUGGGAUUGCUCCUUUUGCCCCAGGGCUGCGGAUCAGCUCCAUUGCACUCUCCAAACAGCGCCUACUACUUAGCUGACAUUUCUUUCUCCUGCUGGAUCCUAUUAGCACCCUGAGGUUGGAAAUGCUACUUUGGAGUGUUGUAAGGAAUGUGAUUUAUACUGGAAAGUAGCGGCAAUCUAUCUUUCCCUAUACACACACUACACAUGAGGCUGGAGAGCUAAAUCCACACGGCCUGAACAAACAGCAAGCAGAUUAAUUGUGGAGGAGGCUUUGGACACCUCGCGGGAAGGGCAGGCGUGAGGCAGGGGGAAAUGGGCUCAGGGCAGGCAGGGAAGUGCUGCUGGUGGGAUCCCACCCCUGUCUCAUGCAGGCUGGCCAUGCGAAUGACUGCUUUCCAGCUUGUUCUGCAGGCAGGGCUUGGAGCUGGGCCGUUCACAAGGGCAGUGGUCACAGGGUUUGUCCUUCAUCCUUUUCCCUGCCUAUUGACCUCGUGUCCAGGGAAGAUCAGAGCUGAGAUUUUGCACUGCUUUGCCUGCGUGCAAGUGCGUAUCCACAGCCUGCAUGGGAGCCAGAUGAAAAUAAGAAUUGAACGGUGCCCGAAGGAGGGCUGAUGAGCCUUUAUCAGAUAUGACACACUAACUACUGAGGCUCCUUGCUGAAAU
Lagopus muta (rock ptarmigan) is the source of this 3228-nucleotide messenger RNA. Its product is annotated as ly6/PLAUR domain-containing protein 1-like. The transcript is spliced from 3 exons. The record is from RefSeq and is a predicted model, not a curated record. NCBI's taxonomy places the organism in Eukaryota, Metazoa, Chordata, Aves, Galliformes, Phasianidae. The coding region runs from base 753 to 1157 and encodes 134 amino acids.